AUGCAACUUACGAAAUUACAUAGCUGUGCUAGUGGUAAAGAUGAAGUAACAGUUCAUGAUGUACUUAAUGCUUAUAUGAUUGUCACUAUGAACAGAAAUUCGAUACAGAUAUCAAACGAAUAUUUUCAACGUGCUUAUAUUCUUGUUAAUUAUCGAGAUAUACUACAUUCAAUAGCUCCGGCUGGUCAUGUAGCCAAUUCAUUUGUAAUCAUGCUAACUUCAGAUUUUCCAAAUCCAUUCUCGUUGAUUUCUAUUGCUAAGACAAUUCGACAAGCGAUUAAUAAAUGUCGUAAUGAAGAUUUUCUUAUGAAAUGGAUACCAACAGUUGAUCUAAUGAUGAGACAAAUUAUUAAAGAUGAUAAAUUAAUUUGUGUAUGGGAUACAAAUGAAGUUGUAAUUAAUUCUAAUUUUAAAUAUGAUUGGUCGAAUCAAGUUGAUUUCGGUAUGAUAAAUCAAUGUCGAUUUCAUACAAUGACAUCCUUAAAACCUUAUUUUCGUAUUUUUCGAUUAAAUUCUGUCAAAAACAAAGAAGGUCAUUGGAUAAAAGAUCAUGAUGGUGCUGAAGUAUCUUUUCGAAUUCAAAAAGAUGAUAUGAAAAAUAAAUUUUUGGAAACAUACCGAAAAGAUAUCGAAACAAAUUUUAUCAAUGUCGAAUAA
Molecule: messenger RNA, 657 nt
Organism: Rotaria sp. Silwood1
Lineage: Eukaryota; Metazoa; Rotifera; Eurotatoria; Philodinida; Philodinidae
Source: the annotation of a GenBank genome assembly